GGCAAGUGAAGCCACAGACUAAGUAAGGGCAAGAAGUAUGGGCAAAGUGAAGUCAGAGCCUAGUAAGGGCAAGACGUCACCAAGCCCCGCCCACUGAAGGGCAAGCUGUCAUCAAUCCCCUCCCACGGAAGGGCAUGACAUCACCACAGUAGGGAGGAGUUGUAAACCCUCCAGAGAACAUGCCCAGGCAUGCCCAGAGCCUCCUGUACCAUGAGCCCUACCCACCUGACAUGUGAGGACCAAUAGGAAGGAGUUCCCACCCUGCGUGUCAUUGUGCUCUUAUUGGUUGAUAAGGGAUACUGGUGGAUAUAAGUAGCAUGCUCAGGUGUAGGUUCCUGCAGAAGGGACCAUUGUACAGUUUUGCAGAGAGAAUGUCUGAUUUUGAGACACCCUCACGCCCCACGACCCUACCUUUACCGAUGGCACCUGUGAAGCCUAGAAGGGGUCGUUCCAAAUAUGGUUUAAUGAGGAGCCUCUCCUACUCUCCACCCUCGAGCCUGAAAAAUGGACAAGAUCUGGACUCCUGUGCCACUCCUGAAGGUGUAACUGUGGAAACGGAGAACAGAGAUCCUCAAGAAGUAGAGUGGGAAUCUGAGAGCCGUGAACAACCAGGAACAGCCCUAAAGCAGAGAAACGUGAGUUCCUCAUCAUCAUCAGAUUCUGAAACAGAAGCUCCUGUGAAACCAAAGCUGCGUAGGAAAAAAGAAUGGGUUAGGAGCAGACCCCACUUUGAUUGGUGUGAUGAGCAAUGUUGUGAUAGUUCAUGUGGGGAGUAUACAUAUUCUGAUGAGUGUGGGUGCGGAUCUGAGCAGUGGUCAUCCAGGCCAAGGGUAUCCUAUUGUGUGCUCAAAUGCUGCAGUUCGAGCGAAGAUUGGUCAUCAUGUGAAUGUGAGACGCCGAGUCCUAGCCAGAAUCAUUACUCUUAUUGUAGGGCUGUGUGUUUCACAUCAGCAUCUGAGAGUGAGGAGGAUGUCACUGAUGGAUGUGUACUUACAAUACCUGCAGAGAAAACAGCAGCUGAGGAGCAGGACGAAUCGGUUGAAGAACCAUCUAUGGGAACUGGACCCCGAGAGUCUGAAGAGGCGAUUGUGGAACCUGAGGGGAGAGAACCAGUACCCCCCAAUCCCAGAAACGCCUCAGGAGUACCAGUGUGCCGAUCAGCGUUGUUGGAUGUGCGACGAUUGUGAGACACCAUGGCCAUCCAGCCCUACAGAGGCUUACUUAAGGGAUGUAAGCGUUACAUCAGCAGCCGAAGGUGAGGAGGAAUGUAUGGAUAGUGGUAUGGUUACCAAGGCCAUGCCUGAAGAGCUAAAUGAAAAUGUGGAGGUUCCCAAGAUGGUGAGCCACAUGCCUUUUAUUGUGUAUGAUUAGUUUGUUUUACUUAAUGCCCUGUUUUAUUAAAGUGUUGUCCCCUCUUAUUUGUACAGGCCAGGAACUUUGAGAACAUGCAUCUUGGCGAUGUCAACCUUUCCUGUAUCACAUGUG
Messenger RNA from Hemicordylus capensis (graceful crag lizard), 1485 nucleotides. RefSeq lists its product as uncharacterized. Bases 318 to 1187 code for a protein of 289 amino acids. The transcript has 2 exons. NCBI's taxonomy places the organism in Eukaryota, Metazoa, Chordata, Lepidosauria, Squamata, Cordylidae. The record is from RefSeq and is a predicted model, not a curated record.